Lolium rigidum is the source of this 1825-nucleotide messenger RNA. RefSeq names its product putative F-box protein At4g22180. Gene Ontology annotation, molecular function: protein binding. The transcript has a single exon. The record is from RefSeq and is a predicted model, not a curated record. Lineage: Eukaryota; Viridiplantae; Streptophyta; Magnoliopsida; Poales; Poaceae. The coding region runs from base 437 to 1825 and encodes 462 amino acids.
GAAACCGAGCGGGUCUACAAAUUUCUCCAGCAAGUACCAAACUUUUGGGCCCUUGAUAUCCGUGGCGUUCGUGGACUCGGAUUUGCUUCACCUAUUCGAAUUCGGAGGCCUCCAGGAUUGGUGAUCUAUAUAAGUGUAGGCAGGAGGCUGCCUUUCCUCUCUGUGCUCCAUCCAAGUUACUGAAGAAAUUGGCCAGGCUUGUCCAAGCAUCGGGUCUCUGCAACUAACGGAGUUAUUGAAGAAAUUUGUCUGGUCUGUCCAAGCAUCAGGUCUUUGCAACUAAGGGAGUCAUUGAAGAAAUUUCUCUGGUCCGUCCAAGCAUCAGGUCUUUGCAACUUAGGGACUUAAUUACCCAGGAGCGUGCCUUGGCUCUGUUACUGAAGAGCUUUGUCUGUUUGGCCGAAGUUCCAAAUCUUGGCAGAGAGACCCUGAUCCCAUGGAGUUAUGUAGCGUUGCCUCGAUAAUGAGCUUAGGGAGUCUAGCUAUACAGCGCACAUAUUUGUGCUCCCUAGUCAUCAGAGCUUUGCCAAAACUGCUAGGCAGUUCACUGAAGAAAUUCUGCAACGAUGUUCAUCCAGCACUAACCGAGACUAUCGUGGGCACAUUGCCAGAACUACCUCAGGACGUCUUGAUGGAUAUCUUUGCCACCCUUGAAAUCCCUGACCUCAUACGUGCCGGCGUGGUCUACCCGUCUUGGCACUCUGCAUAUACCAGCCUACAAAACCUUGGGCUGUAUAAACUAUCUCAGACGCCAUGCCUCCUCUAUACUUCUGAAUCUGCUGGUGAUAGCUUUGCUUACCUCUACAGCCUCAGUGAAAAAAGAUCGUACAAGUUAACUCUUCCGGAUCCACCUCUCCGCACUAGGUGUUUGAUAGGGUCCUCUCAUGGCUGGCUGAUUACUGUUGAUGAAAAAUCUGAGAUGCAUCUUGUCAACCCGAUCACAUGUGAACAGAUUGCGCUACCUUCAGUGAUCACCAUCGAGCAGGUGAAGCCCAUCUUCGAUGAGUACGGUGAUCUACACAAGUAUGAAUUGUCGUGGCACACUGGAACGCGUGCUGCUUAUAACUCGCCAUCUAUUUAUGAUCUUCACAAGCUGCGGGAUGAACUCCACUAUAAGGCGUUUGUGUUCCCUGAUACAUCCACAGGAAGCUACAUGGUGGUUCUCAUCCACAAUCCAAAGCAGCAGCUUUCUUUCGCAAGAGUAGGGGGUGAUAAGUGGACCUGGCUUCCACCCCAUGAUGCCUAUGAGGACUGCACUUACAAGGAUGGCCUGUUGUAUGCAGUGACUGGAUUUGGAGAAGUUCAUGUUAUUGAUUUUAGUAGUGGACCUGCUGUUACAGUGGAGAUGAUCAUGCAAAUGCGCAAUGUGUAUGGCUGUGGGUACAUGUACAUUGUUCAAGCUCCAUGGGGCGAUCUGCUGCUGAUUUGGAGAAUCUGUGAGGAUCAUGAUGUAGAACCUGAACCAGGGGCAUCUGUGUUUUGGAACACUACGGAAUAUGAAAUAUAUAAAUUUGACCUUAAAAGAAGUAAGCUUAAGAAAAUCAAUUGCUUGCAUGACCAUGUGUUGUUUCUUGGACAUAAUCAGUCACUUUGUCUCAGUGCUAGAGAAUAUCCGUCUCUCAAGGCAAAUCAUGUCUACUUUACUGAUGAUAAUGUGUUAUGGACAUUGAGAUUGAAGAAUAAUCAUCGUGAUAUGGGAAUUCUCAACUUGGAUGAUAACAACAAGGAAGAAGUUGUGUCUCAUCAGCUUUUCUCCAACUUCCCGGCUCCUAUUUGGGUUACACCUGAUCUUAGAAAGAUGGACGUGGCUUCACGAGUGGAUUGA